Molecule: messenger RNA, 916 nt
Organism: Magnolia sinica
Lineage: Eukaryota; Viridiplantae; Streptophyta; Magnoliopsida; Magnoliales; Magnoliaceae
Product: 22.0 kDa class IV heat shock protein-like
Exons: 2
Coding region: 16-792 (258 amino acids)
Biological process (GO): response to heat; protein folding; response to salt stress
Source: RefSeq, a predicted model, not a curated record
AAUCCUCCUCUUUUGAUGACUUCCCACGUCAUAAAAAAAGCGGGAACCUUCCCUUCAUCCCUCCCCAACUCAGGAGAACUUUCAAGAAACGACUCUCAAUGCCACGUGUCAACAGUCCGCACCGUUAUAAAAUCCUCCUCCCGCUCGUCGUUGUCCAAAGAUCUCGAAUCUCGGCAUCAAACUUCCUUCUGGAAACGUAAACGCUCAGCAACGAAGAUGCAGACAUUCGUUAUAUGCGCCGUUACUCUCCUGCUUCUCGCCUUCACGUCGCCGCUAGAGGGGUCGCUGAUUCCGUUACUGGACCGUCCGGGGAAUGUCCUGUCGGAGCUGUGGCAGGACAGGUUCCCCGAUCCGUUCCGUGUUCUCGAGCAAAUCCCGUUAGGCAUCGAAAAGGAAGAGCUGGCAGCCUUGCCCGCCAGGGUCGACUGGAAAGAGACACCCGAGGCGCACGUUAUCAUGCUCGAUGUACCUGGUGUGAAGAAAGAGGAAGUGAAGAUCGAGGUGGAUGAGAAUCGGGUGCUGCGUAUAAGUGGAGAGAGAAAGAGAGAGGUGGAGAAGAAGGACGGGCACUGGCAUCGAGUGGAGCGUUCUUAUGGAAAGUUUUGGCGCCAAUUCCGAUUGCCUGAGAAUGUAAAUUUGGAGAAUGUGAAGGCUAGAUUGGAAGAUGGAGUGCUGACUGUUACCUUGGCCAAGCUGUCACCUGACCAGAUCAAGGGUCCCAAGCUUAUUAGCAUUGAAGCCGAGGAGAAGGAGAAGCUUGGGGAUGGUAGCCAUAAGAAGGUUGAGCUUUGAUUUCACACGGGUGUAAUGUAGGCACGUGUAGUGUAAGGUUGUAGGCUUGGAGAGGAUGGAGUUUGGGACGUCUAUGCAUAAAUGAUGUAAUGAAGUAAUAAGAGAGGAAAUGUCUUUUUGAGUU